Emiliania huxleyi CCMP1516 is the source of this 2844-nucleotide messenger RNA. RefSeq lists its product as hypothetical. Gene Ontology annotation, molecular function: alpha-glucosidase activity. Gene Ontology annotation, biological process: N-glycan processing; carbohydrate metabolic process. The transcript has 5 exons. The record is from RefSeq and is a predicted model, not a curated record. Lineage: Eukaryota; Haptophyta; Isochrysidales; Noelaerhabdaceae. Bases 57 to 2786 code for a protein of 909 amino acids.
CCAGAGUCGCCAGUGGCGAGUCGGAGUGGCGAGUCGGGCGACGCAACCGACCGCACAUGAUCCUCGCCGCCAUCUUCCCUCCGGCAUCGUCAAUCUCGGCGUCGCCGCUCGCGUUUGAGCUCUACCCGUACGAGCCGGCGGCCGAUCCAGCGGCUGCUGUCGUCGUCGGAAAAGCCCGUUUCACGGUCCUGACGCCGAGGCUGCUGCGGCUCGAAUACUCUGAGACUGGAACCUUUGAGGACCGCCCGACGUUGGCCUUUGUGAACCGCAAGCAACCCGUCCCCGAGUUCACCUGGAGCGCCGUGGCGGGCACGCUCACCACCGCCGCUCUGCGCCUCCACUACGCGGGCGGCGCCUUUUCGGCACAAUCGCUGUGGGUGACGCCUGCGCCCGGUGCGAAGCGGACCGCGUUCGCUGGAUGGAGAUUCGGCAUGACGUCCGACGCCGACCCAGGCAACCUGCGAGGCACGAUCCGCACGCUCGACCGAACGGCCAACAUCUCGCUCGAUUGCAACCAUCUCACGAGCGAUCGGCACUGCGCUUGGGGUGUGGUGUCUCAGAGUGGCUGGUCGCUGGUGAACGAGACGGGCGUGCCGUGCCUCGGGGCGGACGACUGGUGGGCCGACGCCGAGGGCUCGAUGCUACGCAACAUCGACACGCACGACCUCUACCUCUUUGCCCACGGGCACGACUACCCCGCAGCCCUUCAUGACCUGCAGGCCGUGGGCGGAAAGGUGCCGCUCCUGCCCCGCCGCAACCUCGGCGUCUGGUUCACGCGCUGGUACGACUACGACGCGGCGGACGUGCGUCGCCUCGUGGGCGAGUUCGAGCGGCGCGCGCUGCCGCUCGACGUCCUGGUCCUCGACAUGAACUGGCACACAAAGGACGCCUGGACGGGCUACAGCUUCGACAAGACCCUCUUCCCCGACCCGGCCGAGGCGCUCGGCUGGCUCCGCUCCAAGGGCCUCGCCGUCGCCGCCAACCUCCAUGACGCAGAAGGCGCCGCCGUCGCCGAGGGGAGGAGCGGCCCGCGGCCGCCCACUGCUCGCAUGGAUGAUCCACCGGAGCGGCACGCCGCCGCCGCCGCGGCGAUGGGCCAGCCCAACGCGAGCGGCCAGCUGGCCCUCCGCCUGACGAGCAAGGAGUACGUCUUUGCGCUCGAGGACGUGGUGCUGCGCCCGCGCGAGGAGGAGGGGAUGCGCUUCUGGUGGAUCGACUGGCAGCAGGGAGAGACGCAGGGCGGGACGGGCCAGGACCACCGCCCCGACGGAAAGAUGAACCCGACCGUCUGGACCGCAAAGGCGAGAGUCACCGACUCGCUCCGGCGAUGCCGCACGGGCGGCGGCUGCUCCGACCUGCGCGGCGUCACUCUGUCUCGCUGGGGCGGGCUGGGCCAGCACCGCUACCAGCACGGCUUCUCGGGCGACGUGGCCGGGCUCACGUGGGCCAACCUCGCCUACCAGGCGUACUUCUCGGCCACCGCCUCCAACGUCAACUUUGGGUUCUGGUCGCACGACCUCGUCGGACCCGGAUCGGACCCCGAGAUGUACGUGCGCUGGCUGCAGCUCGGAAGCCUGUCGGGCAUCAUGCGGAUGCACGACCGCGGCCUCUCGGCCGGAGGAUGCAUGCCGUGGCCAGACUCCGACAGCGCGUGCUCGACUGUCGAGCCUUGGGACGUGCCGCGCGCAUUCUACGAGGCGGCCGCGAGCGCGCUCCGGUCGCGUGCGAGUAUGCUGCCCUACAUCUACACGCAGGCGCGCGCGGCGUUCGACUCGGGGCUCGGCCUCACGCGGCCGAUGUACUACUACCACCCCGAGGAGCAGGGCGCCUACCCGUCCAGCAAGGUGUGGCUGCCUCCAGGCGUGUGGUACGAGGUGCACACGGGGUCUCUCCUGAAGAGGGCAGCGCCCCAGACCACCACGCUGGGCGUGCACCUGCUGGACGUGCCCACCUAUGCCGUCGGCGGCUCGGUGGUGCCGCGCAGGCCGCUCUUCUCCUCCACGGGCGAGGUCGCCGUCUCGCCCGGUCUCGCGGGCGAGGCGUACGCUGCCGUCGAGUGGACCCUCUACCCGGGUGCGGCGGCGGGCUCGGGCAGCAUGUACGAAGACGACGGCGAGACCUACGCGUACUUGCGUGGCGACUCGGCGACGAGUACGCUCGUAUUCGCGAUGGGCGGCGGGACGAGCCCCACUCUCGACGUCAACAUCACCGUCGCCGUCUCGGCAGGAGGGGCCGCCGCCCUGCCUCGGACGCGCACGCACUCGCUCCGGCUCCCGAACACGCCGCCGCCGACGCGCGUCCUCUUCAACGGGGCGCCGCUCGGGAAGUCGCGCUUCGGCGGCCCGGCCUCGUGGCACUACGACGGCGACGACGUGGCGGUGGUCGUCACCCUGCCCCCCUCCCGCACCACCGACCCCGCCCGGGUGGUCGCCACGUUCGAGCCCCACCCGCCGGCCGGCCUGGACGGGCUCAAAGGGCUGCUCGCCGCCUCCCGGCGCGCAAAGGCCGCGCUCAACCUCCGCAGGAUGGCGCCGGGCGAGCACUCAUCCCACCUCGACCCGCUCGGCGCGCCCCUCGCCUACGUCGCAAGCGCGCCCGACUUGCUGGCGAGCGCGGCUGGCUCGCCCGCCUUUGCAGCCACGGUGGCAAAGGCGCGGCUGCGGUACGCGGCCGCAGCGAAGGAGAUCGGAAACCUCGCGGCAAACGUGACCAAGGACGCCGACAAGUUGCGGGCCAUGUAUGCCAGCGAAAUCCUCGAGGCGGCGCGGGUGGCAUAUAGUGGGUAGUUGCCGUUUCCGGUGUUAGAGAGGUGUUAGAGCCGUACUCUGUACACUGACAGAGCUC